AUGGAGAGGUAUGAGAUAGUGAAAGAUAUUGGGUCUGGUAAUUUCGGAGUGGCAAAGCUUGUUCGUGACAAAUCGUCAAAGGAGCUUUUCGCUGUUAAGUUCAUCGAGAGAGGCCAAAAGAUUGAUGAACAUGUACAAAGAGAAAUCAUGAACCACAGGUCUCUCAAUCAUCCCAAUAUUAUAAGAUUCAAGGAGGUUUUAUUGACGGCAACACAUUUGGCUAUAGUAAUGGAAUACGCCGCCGGAGGAGAACUCUUCGGAAGAAUCUGCAACGCCGGAAGAUUCAGCGAAGACGAGGCAAGGUUUUUCUUCCAGCAACUUAUCUCAGGAGUUAGUUACUGUCAUAGUCUUCAAAUUUGCCAUAGAGACCUAAAGCUAGAGAACACGUUACUAGAUGGAAGUACAGCGCCACGUGUAAAGAUAUGCGACUUCGGGUACUCAAAAUCAGGAGUGCUUCACUCGCAGCCAAAGACAACAGUAGGAACACCAGCUUACAUUGCACCUGAAGUCCUUUCCAAGAAAGAAUACGAUGGCAAAAUCGCUGACGUUUGGUCUUGUGGAGUGACUCUGUACGUAAUGCUCGUUGGUGCUUACCCUUUCGAAGAUCCUUCCGAUCCUAAAGAUUUCAGGAAAACCAUCGGUCGGAUUUUGAGGUCUCAGUAUUCUAUUCCUGAUUAUGUCAGAGUUUCUGAUGAUUGCAAACAUCUUCUCUCUCGGAUAUUCGUCGCUAACCCUGAAAAGAGGAUAACGAUGGAGGAGAUAAAGAAUCAUUCUUGGUUUCUCAAGAACUUGCCGGUGGAGUUGUCGGAAGGAUCAGUGAGGGUGAACAAUCCGUCUCAGACGGUGGAAGAGGUGGUGUGGGUUAUUGAGGAAGCUAGGAAAUCAAUCACCGGUGCUUCUGGACUCUCUGGGGCUGGUGGCUCCGGUGGAAGCAGUAAUGGUGCGAUUGGAAGUAGUAUGGAUCUUGAUGACUUGGAUGCAGAUUAUGACGAUAUCGACACUGGUGAUUUCGUUUGCGCUUUGUGA
Molecule: messenger RNA, 1026 nt
Organism: Microthlaspi erraticum
Lineage: Eukaryota; Viridiplantae; Streptophyta; Magnoliopsida; Brassicales; Brassicaceae
Source: the annotation of a GenBank genome assembly